UGCACUUGGCAGAUGCUACACUGUAUUACUAGUGCGCGCCAAGAGGAGGGGCGUGCGUUCCCUCAUUUUAGGAGUACUGCAUGUCGUCUGUGGUUCAACUUGUGCAUGGAAUUAUUGAGAACUGUUUACAUUUUCGAAUAUACUUUUUUGAAUAGGGUAGGCUAUAUUAUUUGGGAAAAUUCAGGCUCAUGUAAUGCUGUAUUAGAAUCAAUAGGUCUAUCGGUGGAGUGAAAAGUAGGCUUACAUGUUCAAGUCCGCGCGCCGUCAAGAGUUUGGCAAUGCAGUCAGAGACAAAUGAGAGAUUCGUGAUCUAUUUUCAUUAGCUCAAACAGAAAGAACCUGAAAAGGCUAAGUCUCCUCAGAGAUCUGCAGCUGGUCUCAAUAAGGAUGACAUUGUCCAACCAUCAGACCUGGAGGUAACCCAAAGACGUCAGUGCUCCCUUCUCUCUGUGUCCCAGAUUGGAGAUGGUCCACUGGGCCACCCAGUGGUUGACAUGUGUCUGGCUCCAGACUGUCCUGGCCUCCGCGUUGGACACCUGUCCCUCCACAGCCCCUAGCCCUGUCAACUUCUCUGUGGCCUACACCAUGCCCUUCUUCCAAACAAAAAGCCCCAUCCAAAACAUAGUGACCAACUCAAUGUACCAGGAAGUGUAUGUUGCAUCUCAGAAUGUGGUCGAAGCCGUGAACAUGAGUUUGGAGAAGGUGUGGGAGCUUCCUACAGGCCCUGUGGGCAGCCCUGAGUGUAAGAUUUGCAAUUUGUGUGAUGUUGACAAGGAUCCCAACUUCCUAGAGAACACUGACAAUGAGGUAUUGUUGUUGGAUACGUUCUUUAUGUAUUUAUAUUCUUGUGGGAGUUCUCAAUAUGGUGUGUGCCAUUUUCACCAACUUAAGACAGAUGGACAAGCACCCAAUAAGAAUUCUUCAAAAUGUUUAUUCAGAAAAGAAUCUAACUCUGCUGCCUAUUGCCCUGACUGCCUUGCCAGCCCGCUGGGCACCAAAGUCACCAUGGUGGAGGAGGGGCAGACUGUAUACUUUUUUGUGGCUGCCACUGUCAACGACAGUGUUACACAGAGAUAUGGCAGGAAGUCCAUAUCAGUGCGCCGACCAUUGGCAACAGAAGAUGGGUUCUACAGCGAUGUGCGGGGACUGACCGUUCUGCCUAACCUGCGCAGGACCUACAACAUUGAGUAUGUCUACAGCUUCUUCACCCAGGAGUUUGUCUACUUCCUGUCCGUCCAGAGAGAGAGCCCUGACCAGGAGUUCUCCCCGUUUCAGACUCGGCUGGGCCGCCUGCCGAGGAGCGAGUGGGAGAUGAGAAGGUACCGGGAGGUGGUUCUGGAGUGCCGUUUCGAACCCAAGCGGAGGAGGAGGAGGAACACGGUGAGCGGGAGCGAGGCCUUUAAGGAUGUGGUUUACAAUGUGGUGCAGGCAGCCCACUUUGGGAAGGCAGGCAGGGAGCUGGCAGAUGAACUAGGGGCAGAGGAAGAGGAUGACAUCCUGUAUGGAGUGUUCGCUGUCACAGAUGACAACGGGGUCACAGAGCACGACUCAGCCCUCUGUGCCUUUCCCAUGGACAACGUGAACAAGGCUAUCGAUGACGGGGUGGAUGACUGCUGUAAGUCCGGCCCAGAGCAGCUGUCCCGGGGACUAUGCCACUUCCAGGCCUGCGAGAGCUGUCCUCAUGAGAGCAUGGAGAACAACGCCACCUGCAGGGACCACCCCAGCAUGGUGUCUAAGCCUUAUUACAGAGUGGACCUCUUCAACAAGCAGAUGAAUGAUGUCCUGCUCACCUCGCUGCUGGUCACCACCAUUGAGAACAAGACCGUGGCACACAUUGGCACCUCCACUGGACGGCUCCUGCAGCUUGUUUUGAGAAGAUCAAGCCCUACUAUCUUUGCUAAUUACACCUUGGUAGAGAACCAGAGGGUCUCCUCCAUUGCUGCUGUGUACUCGUCAGAAUCUCUACUGUUUGUGGUUGGAGACAAGGUGAUCCAGGUGCCUCAGAGGGGGCCAGGCUGCCAGCACUUCAUGACCUGUGCAAUGUGCCUGAUGGCCCCUGAGUUCAUGGGAUGUGGCUGGUGCUCUGGAGUGUGCUCUUGGAAGGAGGAGUGCAGUGGCCGCUGGAGGAAUGAGUCUUGCCCCCCUGGUAUCACCGGGUUCUUCCCCAAGAUGGCUCCCCCUGAUGGUCAGUCAGAGCUGACUCUGUGUGGCUGGGAGUUCCAGUCUCCCCUGAGGCCUGCCAUCAGCUCCAGAACCCACCUGGUCAGACUGGGACAGACAGCCUGUGCUGUGCUGCCACUGAAGAGCAACAACACACACCUGGUGUGUAAGAUUCUCUCUGGGGCCAUUGAGCUGUCCAAACCAGUUAACAUCACUGUAGAGGUGCAAGAGGGCAAGGUGGAGGGCCGCUACUCCAUCGACGGGAACGCAGAGAUGCCAGGAUUUACCUUUGUGAUUCCCAACAUCACAGAGAUCCAGCCUAACUACGGGCCUCGUGUUGGGGGAACUCUGAUCACUGUGACUGGGCCUCACCUGGACGCUGGGAAGACCAGAAGGGUCACUCUGAAUGGAGAGCCCUGCCCAAUCACCAGUGUCACAGCGCCCAGAGGGAACAUGUCCUCCAUCAUCUGUCUGUCUCAGCCCAUCUCGGAGGUGAGGGACGUCCCCCUCAGUGUGUUCAUAGACAAGUCCCCCGUCCUCACCACCAAGGUCUUCUACUACAAAGAGAACCCCGAGGUCACAGCCGUCCUCCCAGACUGUAGUUUUGACAGGGGGUCAAAGAUAAUCAUUGAGGGGAAGAACUUGGACUCUGUAUACAGGACCAUCAUCCGCUUUAGGCCCAAUGAGAGCCACCUGAAGCCUGUCACCAGAGAGUGCAAAGGCAAGUCGUUGCCCACACGGAUGGAGUGCAUAACCCCUGCUUUCCCCCGGGAAGAGACAGAGGAAGGGGAGCUCUCCUUUGAUAUGGAUGGAGCUGUUGGACUGUGGAAUGGAGAGUUCUCCUACCACCCCUAUGGCGAACCAAUACCCUUUGAAACUGAUGGCCAUGUACUUAGGCUGUAUGCUGGACAAGAUGAAGUGUCACUACAUCACCAGAAACUGAAUCUUGUGAGUUCCUGCAUGACAAUCACUAUGACAGUGGGAGGAGUGGAUUGUGACGCGAAAGUUCUGGACAAUGAAAUCACCUGCAGGAUCCCUAGAAACGUAACCAUCAGUGGACUGCCUGUGAAGAUUUCCAUCAAUGGGCAGGUUCACAACGUUGGGACAGUGGUCCUGGUCAGUAACCACUACAUGGUGGGCAUCGUACUGGGGAUACUGGGGGCCCUGGUGGCGGGGGCCGUGCUGGCCUUCGUAGUCAUGAAGCACCUGAGGAACCAGAAGAAAGCCUCUCAGGUGGAGACCCGUUUGGCUCAUAACCACAACCGCCCCGGCAGCAGUAGUGUGGAACUGUCACCUGUAGGGGACUACAGAAGAGGAACUCUACUGACCUUGCCCCUCACCACUCUAGUAGUCCUGCCUCAGAGGCCAAGUUUGGCUCUGGGAAGCACAGUGGUGUUCCCCAGCCCGGCCUAUGCUGCAGGCAGCAUGGACCCCACCCUCACCCCUCUCAUGCCCCCUGAGAAGAUCUCCAUCUCCAGCUUUAGACCAGAGCUCCUGGAGGAGGUGAAGGACGUGCUGAUCCCAGCAGACAUGCUCAUCGUCCAGCACCAUCAGAUUAUCGGCAAGGGUCAUUUUGGCACAGUUUACCAUGGCUACUUCACAGACCAUAACAACAGAGAAAUCCACUGUGCAGUCAAGUCAUUGAACAGGAUAACAGAUGUAGAAGAGGUAGAGCAGUUUCUAAAGGAGGGCAUCUUGAUGAAGGGGUUCCAUCACACCAAUGUUCUCUCUCUGCUGGGCAUCCUGUUGCCUCAGGAGGGGCUCCCCCUGGUGGUACUACCUUAUAUGAAGCACGGGGACCUCCGCCACUUUAUACGCUGUGAGAAAAGGAACCCCACGGUGAAAGACCUGAUUGGCUUUGGGCUUCAGGUUGCCAAGGGGAUGGAGUACUUAGCACAUAUGAAGUUUGUGCACAGAGACCUCGCAGCACGCAACUGCAUGCUGGAUGAGUCGUACACAGUGAAGGUGGCAGACUUCGGCAUGGCCAGGGAUGUGUUCGAUAAGGAGUACUACAGUGUUCAGGACCACAGGAAGGCCAAGCUACCAGUCAAGUGGAUGGCCAUUGAGAGCCUACAGACACAGAAAUUCACUGCCAAGUCAGACGUAUGGUCCUUUGGGGUGUUGAUAUGGGAGAUGUUAACCAGAGGAGCAAGCCCCUACCCAGAGGUGGACCCCUAUGACAUCACACAUUACCUGCUGAAAGGCAGGAGACUCCCCCAACCACAGUUCUGUCCUGACCCUUUGUAUGCCAUCAUGCUGCAGUGCUGGGACCCAGAACCAGAGAUGAGACCCAGCUUCGCAACGCUGGUGUCUGCUGUCCUGACCAUCCUGUCUGACCUUGAGGGGGAGCACUACAUCAGCCUCAAGGUCACCUACGUCAAUCUGGACCAGCCACGCCCCUACCCUGCCCUCACAGAGUCUGCAGAUGAGUGUGAUUCCUCAGACACUGAAGACACACGCUCAAUGUCCUCCUGAUGUCACAUCAGGACAGGUACAUGUAAUACAGUAUGGCUUGGUGCUAUGAGCACAAGGGGCUCAGUUAGAAAGUCAAACUAAAGGUCGUCGGUUAUCCUGGAGAAAAUGACUUGUCUUUUACUACCUAGUGUUGAAAGUGUAGGGACUUGAAUGGUCCUCCCCAUUCACAUUAUACUAUAUUACCUGGGAAAGCUUUUGGUAAAUAAUAACGGAUGUAAUGUCUAUAUGUUUUCUCUUAAUUUUUUUUUGAGAUGUAGUAAUUAUACUGUAUAUUUUGGAUCAUAAUUUUACCAAACAAAAUGUACCCUAAUGUUUCAACAGUGAUCUGUUAUUAUUCUGUUACUUUUAUUUCAUGCGCAAUGUGUUUUAGAUAGUGUAAUAAAUUAACAUAUUUAUUUGUUUAUAUACUCUUGUUCCUGUGAGAUUUGAGUAAAAUGGCUCAUUUAUGUAAAAUUCCAA
This is a messenger RNA of Oncorhynchus gorbuscha (pink salmon), 5094 nucleotides long. Its product is annotated as macrophage-stimulating protein receptor-like. Gene Ontology annotation, molecular function: ATP binding; protein binding; transmembrane receptor protein tyrosine kinase activity. Gene Ontology annotation, biological process: cell surface receptor protein tyrosine kinase signaling pathway; nervous system development; positive regulation of kinase activity. The transcript is spliced from 22 exons. Lineage: Eukaryota; Metazoa; Chordata; Actinopteri; Salmoniformes; Salmonidae. Bases 466 to 4635 code for a protein of 1389 amino acids. Gene Ontology annotation, cellular component: membrane; signaling receptor complex. The record is from RefSeq and is a predicted model, not a curated record.